This is a messenger RNA of Entrophospora sp. SA101, 702 nucleotides long. NCBI's taxonomy places the organism in Eukaryota, Fungi, Glomeromycota, Glomeromycetes, Entrophosporales, Entrophosporaceae. The record is from the annotation of a GenBank genome assembly.
AUGGGGGUUGCAACUUUGGAUAAAGGGAACAAAGAAAAGUACAUAACCCAUUUAAUAGUAUGCCAUGCAGAAACAGUCAGAGGAUUAACAUUUAAUGAAAACAUGAAGGAAUUAUUACAAAAAUUAGAAUUUACAAUAGGUGAGCAGGAAGUGGAAGCUAUCAUUAAUAUUAAAGAUGAGAGAUUAGACACUGUUGCUAAAGCAAAUAAUGGUGAUAGUAUUUCUGUCAAUGGGACUUGUCUGACCGUGACAGAGUUUGAUAUUUCAGCUUCAUGGUUUAAAGUUGGACUUUCACCUGAAACUCUUAGAAGAACAAAUCUUGGAGAGUUGAAAGUUGAAAAUGUUAUCAUGCCAACUAAAAAAAUUGGUGAUAAAGUGAAUCUUGAAGUGGAUAUGUUGGGAAAAUAUGUUGAAAAAUUAAUUGAAUCAAAAUUAUUCAGUAGCAUUAAUAGUAGCAGUAGUAAUGAAAAUGGUGAAAAUUAUAUUGAAAGAAUUACUACAACUAUCGACACUUUCUCUAUUAAUGUUCAAAAUGAAUUAGCAUGUUAUUUGAGCACUCUACUAGAAGAUGAAACUGAACCUCUUGAUUGGUGUUAUGCACAAAGAAAAGAAUAUCCUAUUCUUAGUCUCAUUGCUCAUGACUAUUUAACAGUACAAGCAACAAGUGCAGCCUCAGAGAAAUCUUUUUCAACUGCCAGAUGA